Funneliformis caledonium is the source of this 561-nucleotide messenger RNA. The record is from the annotation of a GenBank genome assembly. NCBI's taxonomy places the organism in Eukaryota, Fungi, Glomeromycota, Glomeromycetes, Glomerales, Glomeraceae.
AUGUUAACUUCACAGCUGCCAAAAGUGCAGAUACAACCUCAAAGAAUCUCUCAAGUACAAGUUCAAUCCCCGUCACGUCCUUCAUUACAACCUCAUGUGCGGCAAUUUCAAUCAAAUUCUCCAAAAUUACCACAACCAUUAUCAACUAACAAAUCAAGUAUUACACCGAUUCCUAUAGCGCCCAAACCUCCCACAUUUCAGCUAUAUCAACAACAACAACAAUUACAAAAGAUAAUAGCAGAAGAAAUGCAGGCAUCAGAAAUAUUAAUUGUUCGAGAAGAUCGUAGUGUGUCUCCAAUAAUAGAUCCAGGGAGUAAUAAUGAAACGAUCCCUAAUAAGGAUAGUACAAUGGAAAUUGAUGCAGCAGUUGAAAAAAUUGAGUCAAAUGGAUCAAAAAACUCACAUGAUACAUCAGGUGAAGAAAUUUCUGUCGUCAAUGAAAGUGAUAAUCACAGCAUGAAUAGUACUGGUACAACGGUUCUUUCGAACAAUUUCAAUACUACUACCGAUUUGGUAUCGAAUAUUGAUGAAAGCAAAGGACUUGAACAAAUUCAAAAUUAA